Messenger RNA from Crotalus tigris (Tiger rattlesnake), 11807 nucleotides. RefSeq names its product lysine demethylase 7A (gene KDM7A). Gene Ontology annotation, biological process: protein demethylation; regulation of transcription by RNA polymerase II. Gene Ontology annotation, molecular function: histone demethylase activity; transcription coregulator activity. Lineage: Eukaryota; Metazoa; Chordata; Lepidosauria; Squamata; Viperidae. The transcript has 20 exons. The coding region runs from base 4252 to 6996 and encodes 914 amino acids. The record is from RefSeq and is a predicted model, not a curated record.
AAUUUGGCAACAUUAUUCAAAUACAGGUUAUGUCAUUUCUAAUUAUAAAGAACUUUCAGUUGAUACAUUAAUCAAAACAUAUACAAAGCACAUUAGAACUUCACAAUCACAUAUUAAAAUAUCUACCAUAUACUUUGGGAGACAUUUAGUCUGAAAGAAUAAGUUGUUGUGCAGUCUUCAGGACUACACAAAACUAUUACUUGAGAGUAUGAUAACAUUAAAGGGGAAGGUGUACUGUAUGUGUGUGUUAAUGUGUCUGAAGGAAAGGAAAAAUCCCAGAUGAAGCCUGAACUAUCUAUAAUUCAGUCAGGAAAGUUCUGAGUAAAGGUAAAUUGUCAACAGGUUUGUAAAAUAAUGGUGCUGUAUGGAUUUCAGAACAGAGAGAAUUCCAGAGGACAAGUGCCAAACAAUGACAAUGCCAGCUGAGGUCUCAUCUACCAGUGAUCAUAAGGUCCACCUAUAAUUGUUCACAAGAUGAUAUUGUCAACUGGACACACAAGCACGAUACAACCUUAUUAUCUUAAAAAUCAACUGAUGCUCUAGCUUUGCAACUAAGAUGACAGAUAUCAUUAUCCCAAGGCAUCUAGAGGCUUGUACAGCAAAAGCAUUUUGAACUUGACUUAGUAGCCAAUUGCUAUGUUGUUUUUUUUAAAAAAGCACCAGAAUGACAUACUGAAAAACUAGUUCAACAUCUAAGGCCAAAAUACAACUUUCAUGGAAGAGCUCUAGUAGCUUUAAAGAAGAAUGAUAGAGAAUAUGUUCAUAUGGGGCAUCUGCUUGCAUUGCUUAAUCUGAUUGCUUCUUCUAGGCAUACUGAAUUUCCCAUCAAAUAGUAUGGCUUCCUUCCUUGUUCUCUUAAUGAUUCCUAAAGAUUAAACUUAAUUUGGACACAGGAUGCAUGCUACUUUUGGUUUAUGGAACGUUAACUGAUCAUUGAUAAGCCAGGCCAGAAACAGAAUUUGUUGUGUUCAGAUGACAUGCUUAAGGGUUAUAAAACAUAGGUGGAACUAAAUAUGUUUCAUUCCUUAGCCAUCUUAUUAUAAUAGUAGACAUGUAAAUGUGAGCAACAGCCUAUUUAGAUGUGCUGAUACAAUACAGUCAAUCCUGCCUGUGGGUAGAAUAUUCAUCCAUGUAUCAUCACUAUUCACAGGUUUUACAAGUUUUUGUAGUAUUAUGAAACAUGCAACACCUGCUUAAUUAGAAAUGAGGCAAGGUAUCUGAUCAUAAAAAAUUAAGCAAGGAAGAGCUACUAGUAAGAGUUAAAAGUGGGUAAAGAAACAUAUUUGUCUGGAAAAGUACUCUUGUCCCAUGGAGUUAAACCCAACUGAAUUCAGUGAAAUUUAUUUCUGAAAUUAUUUCCAAAGUCUGAAACACAACUCUUGCAAAAGAUAAAGUGGGAUCCAACAUUUACAUAAAAAUUAAAUUCUCAGAAUAAAAAUACAACCAUUUUGAAUUUCCACUAAAAUUUCUACUACAAAAUCCCUUCUUAUUACACAGCUUGACACAGAAAUUUGUCAAAAAUUUGUAAAUGGUAGCCAGAGACAUUUGCUCCAUUGCAUAUUCCAGAUGAACCAAAGGGUGAGAUGAUAUGUAUGGCAUCUAGGCAUUCAAAUUUAGUACAUAUCUGUAGCAGCUGCACUGGCAGCCUACCAGGUGCACAAAUGCUAUUUUUAAUUACCAUAAAAUGGAGCAGAUUGCAGCUGGCCUUAUUGAAUAGCAGGUUUUGGUUUAUGAGAUGGUGAGUUCCUUGCAGCUGGGACUUGUCACACUGCAAAGAGGACUGGUCUCAGAGGCAGGAUCAGGCUGUCAGUCACCAUUUAAAAUGGCAGAACACUCUUAGAGAUUUUUUCUUAACUGAACAAUACAACAAGUGCAAGAACCACCAUUUCACUGAACAAGAAGCUGGUUUAAAUGAACUUUAGAAAUCAAGUACCCUGCAAGUUCUGGUCUCAACAGUGCCAUCCUUCUUCACAGCUCACAGAUUAAUAUAUUGAUACCUAUGACAACUCCAGAGUUUUCUUUUUCUGCUCCUGAAUCCUGAGGGGGAAAAUCAAUAACUUUUCCUUUAAAAAUAAGAAAGUGAUAACUUGAGGCUAUCUAUGAAACCUAUAAUAAUAUUUGCAGGCAUUAUAGACAUUUCUAGAACAAAGUAUAUCCAGCAAAAUAAGCCAGAAAGAUGUAUUAGCCAGAAUGACCUAACUUUGCCCACUGAAUAUUCAUACUCUAUGGCUGGAUAUAAAGCUUAUAAAGAAUUUCCUUGUGACUUUAGGGUUUCCAUAUUUGUGCUGCAAAAAAAUACAGACAAUCACUACAUAGUAGCAAAGAUAUGCAGAAAACUUUUAAUUAUUAUCUAUUAGUCAUCUGGAUUUUUGCAGCAUUGCUGAUAGCACUAAUGUAAGUCCAUUCUUCAUAAUUUUGUUCUGACAGGCAUAGCAAGGUAGGAUUUACAUUUUGAACAGUUAUCAUAUUAAAAGCCUUUAGCUCAACUUUCUAUGCUUUUACAAUUGAAAUUUCAAUGCUGGCAAAGUUCACAAAGCAGGAUAAUAGCUCAUUUAGGACAUUCAAAGUUUCCCAAAGCAUUAUAUUAAACUUUUUAUGAAAGGUCUUUGCUUUAAUUUAAAGGGAUAUCUCCUUUUAUUCAUGUUCACAAUACAGUCAUUCAUUGUAAAAUAUUUAAAAUAAAGAGGCUUUAUUUGCAAAGAUAUUUACUUAGAAGUAAAUCUCACCGAAAUCUAUAGGCCUAAAGGUGUUAAGGUCAUCAAUCAUAUGUUACUUUAAAAUUAUCAUAUUGUUCCUAAUAUCAAUUGUCCCUUAUUUUGAAGCAUUGGUAUUUAUACUUAAAUAUCAUUUUAUAAUAUGCAAUGGAUUAGUUCCUCCAUUUGUUUUUCUUCAGAAUAUAUUUCUAAAAAGCUCAGACAAGGUGUCCCUUUAAAUCUGUAGUACAAAAUUGACUGGAAAUUUUAAAUUUCACCCUCGCUCUUUAUCUAAUGCUUCAAAUCCUCUCACCUGCAGUUAAGAGACCGCGGCAUAAAACUACAAUGGCAAAUGUAACAUUGAGGCGCUCAAUGUUAAAGCAGCAUCUCCAGAAUUCCUUAAAAAUAUUGACGAGACGGGGAAACCCCAUCCAAAUUGUGUAGCAACCUAUCUUACGGGCAGUGAAAGUGAAAGGACAGAUAAAAUAAAUACUGUAGUGGGUUAAAAAAAAACCGUUUGGCUAGAAGGCAGCCCGCAACACUAGCGGAACCUAUUUACAACUCAGUUGUUAGGGAUUGUCUUUCGGCUCAAUUCUGAGUGAAAAGUAACCGACGCGGGAAAUACGUUUAUGCUCGCUCAGCUAUGCUGUCAGAGAUCUUGCAGCCUCCCGAGACCGAAGAAACAAAGUCAAGAGCGCAAUUUCCGUAUAGCGCUCUCUUCUGCCCGUCCUCGCUCAGUUGCAUAAGAGGGAGGGAGCGACCGACGCUGACAGUGCCUGCUUUUUUUUUUUUCUCCCCAUUUUCUAUGUCCUCGCGGCACCUUCCUUCCCGCCUCACGUGACGACUUUCAAGCAGGACGAGGCGGAAUGGGGCGGAGUCAGCAUGUGCCAGAGACUUCAUUAUCCGUUUGUUCCAGCGAGUUGGAGCCCCGCCCACCAAAAAAAGGAAAAAAACCCAGAAGAGAGGGGGAGAGGGUUGUGUGAUGACACGUGCUCUUCUCUGCUGUCUGUUUAAGUCCGAAAAAGAGUUACUGUACACACUUCCGGCAACGGUACACGCGCCCCUUCUUUCACGCAAUCCCCCCUCUUCUUUUUUCGCGCGCGUCUCUUAGAGCCGAAAAAGACGCACGAAACCUUCUACGUCUCAGAGGUGUUUCCCAGCAUCUCGCCCUCUUCGGCUCCCCCGCACCCGUCGCCGUCAGUGUCAUUCCCCACCGCUAUAUGGUGUCUUUAGAGCGCAUGCUCCAAGAUGUACCUUACGUGACGGUUCCUUUUCAUCGCGCGUGCCCUCGCCGUUUGUUCGCUGGCCAGGAAGAAGGGGCGGCCGCGCGCGUUCAAUGUGGGAGACUGGGGCGCGCGUGUGCGCGCGCGUCAGGGCCGGCGUUCCGCACGCGCGCUGUUGUUAUUGGUGCUGCCGACUUGACUGGCUGGGCCGGCGGCGGCUGUUGGUUGGGGCUCGUAGUGGUGGGGAGGGGGAGGAGAAGGCGGAGGGGGGGCGCGAGAAGGGAAAGCAGGGUGGCUCAGGCAGUCACUCAAGAGAGUGAGCGAGUUCUUUAAAGAUGGCCGGAACGGCGGCGGCGAGCACGACCCCUGUGUAUUGCGUGUGCCGGGAACCCUACGAUGUGAACCGCUUCAUGAUCGAGUGCGACAUAUGCAAGGACUGGUUCCAUGGCAGUUGUGUCAGAGUAGAGGAACACCAUGCUGUUGAUAUUGACCUUUACCACUGUCCCAAUUGUGCAAUUCUUCAUGGACCCUCCUUAAUGAAGAAGAGGAGGAACUGGCACAGACAUGACUAUACAGAACAUGAUGAUGGUUCAAAGCCAGUUCAAGCUGGAACCCGAACAUUUGUUAAACAGCUACGUGCGUGUUCAUUCCCAAGUGCUGAUGAAAUAAUUUUGAAAAUGCAUGGAAGCCAAUUGACACAAAGAUACCUGGAAAAGCAUGGUUUUGAUGUUCCCAUUAUGGUACCUAAAUUAGAUGGCUUAGGUCUCAGACUCCCACCUUCUACGUUUUCUGUUCUAGAUGUGGAACAUUAUGUAGGUGGUGAUAAAGUGAUAGAUGUUAUUGAUGUGGCAAGACAAGCAGAUAGCAAAAUGAAGCUCCAUAAUUACAUUAAAUAUUUUACAAACCCUGAGAGACCAAAAGUAUUAAAUGUGAUAAGCCUUGAAUUUUCAGAUACAAAGAUGUCCGAGUUAGUGGAAGUUCCUGAAAUUGCCAGAAAACUUUCAUGGGUUGAAAAUUACUGGCCAGAUGACUCGGUCUUCCCUAAGCCUUUUGUUCAGAAGUACUGCUUAAUGGGAGUUCAAGAUAGCUACACAGAUUUUCAUAUUGAUUUUGGGGGCACUUCUGUUUGGUAUCAUGUUCUUUGGGGUGAAAAGAUUUUCUACUUGAUCAAACCUACUAAUGAUAAUCUGGCAAUUUAUGAAUCCUGGAGUUCAUCUGUUACCCAGAGUGAAGUGUAUUUUGGCGAUAAAGUUGACAAAUGUUAUAAAUGUGUUGUGAAGCAAGGACAUACCUUAUUUGUUCCAACAGGAUGGAUUCAUGCUGUACUCACUUCUCAGGACUGUAUGGCUUUUGGAGGAAACUUCUUGCACAACCUCAAUAUUGGCAUGCAGCUCAGGUGUUAUGAAAUGGAGAAAAGACUAAAAACUCCAGAUCUUUUCAAAUUCCCUUUCUUUGAAGCCAUCUGUUGGUUUGUGGCCAAAAACUUAAUGGAAACUUUGAAAGAGCUGAAAGAAGAUGGUUUUCAGCCCCAAACAUUCUUAAUACAAGGAGUGAAAGCUUUACUUACUGCUUUAAAACUAUGGAUGAAAAAAGAUCUUGUAACAGAACAUGCCUUUGAAAUUCCAGAUAAUAUUAGACCUGGACAGCUAAUUAAGCAACUUUCUAAAGUAAUUCGAUCUGUAGAGGAAGAGAACAACAAACCAACAAAAACUCAGGGAACUGGUGUGUGUCAAGUUUCACGAUCAUCAAGUGAGUUGGCCUCCAUUCAUCAUUCCAGAAGAAAAGCAAGGAAGCUACGAGAUCAGUCUAUCAAGACACCUUCUAAUCUGGACAUUCUGGAGCUCCACACAAGGGCAGCUCUUAAGAGAUUAGAAAUGUCCCCAUGGGAAGAGGACACAGCAAAUUAUAAAUUGAAUGGGAGGUUUAACAAGCCACUUCAACCAUCUUCCACUGUUCCAGAAUGGAGAACAAAAGACAAUGAUUUACGGCUUUUGUUGUCAAAUGGAAGAAUAAUUAGAAUAUUUUGUGACAGAGAUGAUCGGCGACCCUUCAGAGAUCCAAGUCUAUACACAGCAGACAGUGAAGAUGAGGAUGAGAAGAAAAGAACUAUUAUGACAGAAAAGCCGAAGUCCCAGGAGGCAGAUGGCCAUGCGGAUACACAGAAACCAUUGAACAUGUUUUUUGAAAGUGUGAAAUCAGAACUCAGGAAUGGCAGCUCAGAAUAUUCUGAUAUUUCUGAUUCAGAAGAAUCUGAACCUGAUUGCACUAACCAGCAAAAGGACUCCUCACUAGAGGAAUCAGAAAGCUCAGGAGAUGAUGAAAAACAAGAAGUAACUUCAAAUUUUAAAGAGGAAAAUAAAGUAACAAAGGACCUGUUUCAAAUCACAGAGAAGCCAUCUAGAAAUGAAAAUGCAAAUAAAACGGAAUGUCCUACCUCGACAAGUAUGGAGGAAGAAGCUAUUCAGGGCAUGCUGUCAAUGGCAGGAUUGCACUAUACCACUUGUUUACCAAGUUAUACUCGGAGCACAGACUGCACUGACCGAAAAAGUUUUGUUCCAGAUCACAGAAGCCAUUCCAAAAAUAGACAUAAAGAUAAAAUGUCUUCUCAGAGUUAUAAACCGGAAUAUGGCAAGCACAUAAAAGAUGAAAAAGAAAUGGGAGCUUCAGUAUUUCUUACACCAUUACAUGCAGUUUCUAAAAUCAGUCCUCAGGAGACAGGCAAAACUCAGAAACAUGUUAAGAAAGAAGUUGCAUCUGAAACCUGUUACAGAAUUCAAGAAAACAGAAACCAUGUGCAAAAUAAUGGAAUAAACUUUCAGCAUAGCAAAUAUAUGCGGGACUGCAACUUAAUUGAUGAGGAGUGCAGAUUAAGUGAUAGCAGUCUCAGCUCCGACCGACCAUUUGGUGAAGCAUCCACUUUACCUCUUCAUCCAACCAAGCGGCCAGCAUCAAAUCCACCCCCCAUCAGCAACCAGGCAACAAAAGGCAAGCGUCCAAAGAAAGGAAUGGCAACUGCCAAACAACGGCUUGGGAAAAUUCUAAAACUGAACCGAAAUGGCCAUGUACGAUACUUAGUUUGAUGUAAUGGCUGCUUCUGCUUUUCUUCAUUCAUAGACCAGUAUUGAGGGUAACAGUGCCUGGAGCUUCUGUUUUAUUCCUCUGCUUGAAGCAGAAUGCAUGCCUCUUAUUUGAACACUGCCUGAUGAACAAAAACCCAAUGCUGCAUUUUCACUGUGCCACAUCUGCUGAGCAAUAACUUUUGGGAAAUGAAAAUAUUUGAAAAGACUAUGAAUUGGAAAAAUGGUCUGUUUUUCAGGGCUCAUUUUGAUGCUUUUGGUAGUGUCUGAGCUAAUUCAUGAACAGAGUGUGAUGAAAGUGGUAAUCAAUAAUUUAUUUGUCAGAUAUUGUCAAGGAUUGAAUUCAUGUUUAAGCUAUUUAUUUGGAAACCUUUUGGGGGAAUUAUUUUAAUUUUAAACUGUCAAAAUGUGAAGGUUUUAUUUGUCUUUAAUGUCUGUCUGCAAGUGGAAAGAGCUGCGUUGUUUGUUCUGAAUUCAAGCAUUUGAUAUAGAGAUAAUAGAUUUAAAACAUGGACGUGAUAUAUUAUAUGAUUUAUUAAGUUAAGGAUAUGAAAACACAUCUUAGAUUCUGUUCUUCUAUACAACACCAUGGAUGGCUUUUUUUACUGACUCCUAAAGUACAGAUUCUCUGGUAGUUUAGUUCAUUGAAAUGUCUUCCUUCAUUACUUCCAUUUCCUCUUCAUUUUCACCAUUUAUUAGCAUAAUGUGAGCAGCAUUUGCUUUAGCCUUCUCCUUAUUUUAUUUCCAUGGUCUGGAGAAUAAUGCAUAGCAAUCACCCAUGUAGGACUACAGGUAUUGAUUUAAGUAUAGACAUAUAAAUACAUUUUGUGGAGAAAGACUGUUAUAGUGGCAGAGUAUUGUUUUGAUUGUCUACACAUGCCAGCUGAUUAAAGGUCUUAAGUCAUUUUUGUAAAUAUGUAAAUAUGUUUGAUAGCUUUUGAAUUUCAGUAUGACGUAUUUUAUGUCAUGCUUGGCAAAGAUCUGGUAGUAAAUGCUGAUUCUAAAAUGCAUGUAUAUAACCUAGAUGAAAAAUCAUAUUUUUGUAAGAUAAAGCUGAAUAUUUAAGCUCUUUCGGGGAAAAAUGGGAAAGCAUCUGAUUACCGCUUUACUAAGAGGGCUAUUCAGUACCAGAGCAGGAAUAUUAGGGAUACUGCUUUAGUAGUUUGGUUUUCUUAUUGAUCAAGGGUUAAAGCAUGGCCAAAGCUACUCAGCUGCUUGACUUUCUUAAAUAAACUUCCCAGCCUUUAGGUUCUAUCUAAAAUAACAUAUGUAGAUGUCCCAAAACAGGACCUUUCUGUUUUAUAUUCAGUAUUUUCUGCAUUUGUGUGCAACAUAUUUGAAUUAAACUAAUUAUGUUUUUGUUGCAUAUCAAACUAGUCACUGCUGGUACUAGGACUUAGCUUAAAUUUCAAGGUUGUAGUCCUCAGUGAGGUUGCCACUGUCCCAUUUAAAUGAAUAGAUUGUUUCUAUAAUUGUGAGGGAGUGAUAGCCAAAAAUUUAAGCUAGUAUUCAUUAAGGAAAAGUAGGCUGAUUCUCUAUCCCACAUGCAGCAAGUCCCUUUCAAAACAUUUUGGGAGGGCUGAGGUAAUUUCUAAAACAGAUCAGAAAAUUACAGAAGGACUGGUGAAGAAAGUUCAAUUGCAUGAGUGCACUGCAUUUGUGUGAUAAUAGAUUUCACCUUUCAUUAGGAAGUAGGCUCUGUUGCAAUAAAUAGAAAAGAUUUAAGAAUAUGUUGAAUGAAACUGAGGAAUAAAGGAACAAAAAUCAAACGGAUGUCAACCUGUGAUAUAUCUGAGGUUUUGAAAAUAAGUCUGUUUUUCUUGACCUUCCUUCCUUCUUCAGUUUUCUUAGCAUACAAAUGUCAAAUGUAGAAAAAAAACAAGACUGGAAGAACCUCCUCACUGCUGGCAUCGCUAAGAGAAUUGAUUACAGGGUGAAAACUCAACAUCGUUUUUUUUGAAAAAGAAGAGAUUUACUUAUCAGUUUCAAGAGUCAUAUAUUCUAACUGGGUUAUGGUACAUUAAAAUAAGUACUUGUACUGUGUAUUUUCAAUGUAUUUUAAAAUUAUUCCGUCUUUUCUUUUAGGCAGAAAAACGGUUAGAAAGAACCUGGUUUUGAUUUAGUUCUAAUUUUCAUAAGCCAUAUUUUUUAAGAGUUUAUUUCUUGUGAUAUCCUAGCAUCAUCUAUAAUGCAAAAAACAUAGAGGCUACAAUUAACUGAAUGAUAAAUACAUUAAAAUUAUAUAUUCUUUAUUGAUCAGAAUAACUGAUAAGUGUCACAACUGGUCUGAUUUCUCUGAGAACCAUAAUCAUUAAAAUGCAUACCUGCAGAAGAGAGGUAGUAGUGGAGAAGAAGGAGUAGGUUUUGGAAACAUUAUAUUUUAAUAGCUGUUCCAUUUUUCUCAUUCUAUUUACAGAUGCCUAUCCCCAUCAAAUUGUUCUUCGUUGUUAUCAGCAUAGAAAUAUAUCUUCUUAGAUUACUAAAAUAAAAAUGCUGAUUAUAAAAUUCUGGCUUUCCAUGUUUUAAACACAAUUUGAAGCAAAUCUUCUGUUACCACUUCAGUGAGGCUAUUUCUUAGACUUUAAAUGUAUUGAGGAAGGCAAAUAUAUCUAUCAAAAUUAAUGGUUUUGAAGAAACAAAUAAAGAAAUUAUUUUAGUAAUAUAAUGAAGAAGUUAAAGUGGGCAGUCUUGUUUGUAUGCUAGUUGCUUCAUUUAUACAAAUCAUUACUGUAUUGCACCAGAUGUUACAUUUGUAGCAGAUAUCUGAAUUUAAUUAUAUAGCCCACUAAUUGUUUUAUUUUCUUGAGAGCUAAAAAAGGAUAUUUAAGCCAAAUUUGGAAAAAGUUACUCUAUCCUCAGUAGAAUCUGUAUUCAGAGAAAGAUUCUUUUAUAUAACUAGACCCAGUAUUUCAGCUGUAUGCUAGAAUUACUUUAGACCUCUUCCUCCCUAAACCAAUAGGGUGAAAUAAAGUGUUUUGGAUUAUGUUGAAGACGGAAGGAAAACAGAAUUUCAGAGCAGUAACUUUAGCAGCAGCAUUUUAAAUCACAUUUCUCAUUAUUCCAUAAUCUUUGCUUACUGAAUUCAGGCUGCCUCAGUUCAGGCUGUAGCCUCAAAUGAUCUCUGUGGUAGAUUUACCUAUGCAAUCAUUGUAUUUGUUGUAUGAUUUUUCAAAUAAUUUUGAUAGGAUUGAAUAAUACAAAGUUAAAAUACUUACAUUAAUGUUCUUCAGUGCAACACAUAUGUCAUAAUCAAAUUAAAGAUACAUUAUUUUACUGAAGUUUUUUAUAUACUUCAGAUUACUUUGAUUUAUCAGAAUGUCCAUUAUUAAACUUAGGAAUAUUAGGAUGGAAAGCAACUCCAGUCUUUCUUCCAGAUUUUUCCAACUUUAUAGCUGGUAACUGGAAGGAAAUUGAGAGGCAUUACUUUCUACACAGUUCCUUGCAUAGUGCCUCUUUGAUCACAAUUUCUGUGCUGCAAUAAAUAAACAGAAACACCACUAACACCUCUCCCCUUUCACUUUUUUAUACUAACAUGCAUUCAUCCUUCCAGACCAUAAAAAUCUGUUCAUUAACUUAAGCAGGUAAACCCAGGGCAAUUUUAUUUUGUGAAAGAAAUAUAAAUUGAAUUUAAAGGCCUUACACUUUGUAAUUUAAACUGGAUUAAGAGCUGCAACUCCACUUUUUUCCCAAAAGAGCAACGUUCUGUAUACAAUAAAAUGACUGUAUUGUGCAGAGCAGGAUGGUAAUAAGAUUAGCACUGAUUACAAAAUGCAGCUGCUGAUAAAGCUGCAUUUUUGCCUGGAAGAAAACUUUGAAUAUAAAUUUUAAGCCAUAAUAGUUUCUUGCUGUAAGAAGGGAAUGAAAUAAUUCACUUUAAGAGAUUAUAUUAAUAUGAAUUAUCACUUCUGCUGGGAAAAGUUUAACUUUGCCAGUGCUUUGGCAUUUUUAAGAUAUUCAUUACAUUUGCAAAAAGGGGAUAAGUCUUGGCUAUAUUUGCUAGUUUUGUAGUAGUGUUUUGCUGAUGUGUCUGUUUCCCAACACCUUUUUCUACUGUCAAUCUAAAUUCUCAAUUUUUUCAGUGUGGUGAAAUAGUUGUCUUUCUGAAUAGAGAUUUGUGUGUUCUUUGCUCCUUUUUAUACAAACACACUCCUAUGUGGAGUUUUUGGUUGGAAAAUGGGAGGCUACAGCUUUAAGAGCUCCCCCCCCCCUCCCCAUUUACUCAAGUUUCCCAUUCCAUUUUUGCCUGCUGGCAGGGAAAGUGUAUGUACAGUAUUUAUUUUGUUUCAAUUUUACUUUAAAAUUUGUUUCUAUAGGUAGCUUACUGAUUUACUGUUUGGAAGGACAAGUGGCUUGUUUAAAUUUGUAUUUGACCAUAGAUUUCACUUUCUGUACUUUAUAAUAUGGAAAUUAAAAUCUGUAUUACUUAUGUUUCUGAUCGUUGCAUUCCAGUGUUUAAUUUCUUUUUGUUUGCUUACUCAGAUAAAGAUAAAAUAUGGUGCAGAUUUUCUUAAGUAUUGCUUAAUUCCAUCUCUUCUAUUUCUGCAACUUUUGUUUUGGUGAUUUUACCAUUUCUCAUUUUGAGCAAGCCUUGAAAUCAGAUUAUAUCCCCCAAAUAAUAGAAGUAGUUUUAAUUAUUUCAAAAAUAGUGGAUAAGUAGCUUCACCAUCAUUAGCUUAAUUCAUUAGCACAUAAACUAUCAAUAAUUUGCUUGAAUAUAUAAGAAGGAGGGCUUGCAAGUCGUAACAUCAGAAAGCUGAUUUGCCACAAAUGUGGCAAAAUAUUGAACAAUUGUAUCAAUAAAAAUUCUAAAACUG